CCUUUCCGGUAACAGUGAAGCGCAGCGAGCGGCAGCUGGGAUGACUUCCCCAAUUCGCCAGACGGUCUAAGAAUACUGCGUCAUAUCCACCAAUCUGUCUUCAAGCAUCAAGCCACAAGCACUUCGUCUAAUCGCGCAACAGACGAUGCCAAUGGACGCGUAGAUAUGCUGCUUGGAUGCACUAUCUUAGUAUGUGGGCGGGGUACUGAUUGACGGCAUUGACAGCAUAAGUACCACUUUCCACUCAUGCCCAUCCUUUAGAAAUUUGCAUCUCAGUACUCUUUUCGUUACAACAAUACUUUUCAUAAUCAAAAAAUGGCCGACACAUUUGCAGCCAAUUCCGACAUCACCCCAGAAAAGCUUACUAUCAUGAAGCUCAAGGCUAGUGGAAUCCGAGAUGUCUUCUCUGAGCCUUCCUCACCUACAGGCAACCGAUCCUUCUCAUUCGGAAACCAUGCCAAUGGUGCAAGUCACAGCUCAUCCUUGACACGCCGUUCCACUCGGCAGACAAGCUCAUCUUCACGCCGAGCAAGCAGCUUCCUCCAGUCACAUCGGAGCAAGAUGUCUACAGAGCUCACAUCGCAAGCCGAGGGCAAGUUCUUCGCUUUGAUGGAUCUCAUGUCUACUGCAUCCCGAGAGGCUUCUUCGCUAAAGGAGUCAUGGUCUCGUAUCAUGGCUGAGCGGGACAGUCUCGUUCGGGAGAGGGAUGAGCUUCUCAUCACGGUUGAGGAAGUGACUGAAGAGAUUCAGCGCAAGGAAGCUGAGCACUCGCACCACGGCCACGAGCACGGCGAGAGGAAGAGACAGGUGGAGAAGCUCAUACUUGAGCUCACUGCUGCACUUACUCAAGUGACCGACCACAAGAAGAAGCUCGCUGAUCGGGACCGUGACCUUGAGAGCACCCGUCAUGAGCUACAUGAGCUUCAAAGCUCUGUUACUCUCACCCAUGGUGAACACGAAAGGACCAGGUCUGAGCUAGAAGCUGCCUACUCCAGGUUGAAGAUCUGUGAAGGCGAGCGUGACUCCGCUCGAUUCGACUCCGAAAAGCAUCACAGCGAGCUUAGGACGCUCCUCCGUGAGCACACUGAGCUCAAGAGCAAGUACAGCGAGACUACCUCCAAGUUCGAAUCUACUCGCAAGGAGGUGCUCACCCUUACCGAUCGCAUCAAGAUGUUCGAGCUUGAGAGGGACGAGCAUCUCCAUGAGAAGGAUCGUCUUCACGAGGAGCUGAAGCGUGCGAAGUUCAGAGUUGACGAGACUACUCGCGAGUACACUGAACUGACGGAGCGACACGAUCGUGUACAACGCGAGCUCCACAAGCUUAAGGAGGUCGUCCGGGUUAUCGAAACGGAGCGAGAUGAUCAUGCCCUUACCAUUGACGGCCUCCGCCGUGAGGUCAAGGCCAAAAUCCUUGGCUGGGAAGAGUCCGAUGCCCGUGCCAACGAGUUUUCACUCAAGUAUGAACACAUCAAGCGUGAAGUAGUUUCAGUCAAGGAGAAGUUGAGAGACCUUGAGCUCGAACGCACUGAGCUUCGGGAUGCCAUCGACCGCUCCCGUGAGGACCAUCGCCUUGUUGUUAUCGAGCGGGACCAGCUGAAGGAAGACCUUCACGACCAGCACCGCAAGGUCGAGGACGGUCACCGCCGUAUCAACACCUUGGAGGAAUCCCUCCGUCGCGCCGAGUUGACUAUCACUGAGAUCAGAUCCGAGAUUCACACUCUUACCGAGCGUAACAAGGUCCUUUACCGUGAGGGCGAGGACUCACGUGGCAAACACGGCCACCUCACCGGCGAGAUCAACAGUCUCCAGGAAAAGCUAGUCAUCUUCCAAACUGAGAUCACCAACCUCAAGUACGCUCGCGACCGCGCUCACUCUGACCUCAACGCGUGGAAACACAAGUACGAGGAGAUUACCGAGACUAUCUCCACAUACGACGACUCUUCCGCCGAAUUCGAGUUUGAGAUCACUUCUCUUCGCACUCUGCUCAAUGAAGCUCGCGAACAAAAGGAACGUGCCAUCUCGGCUCGUCACGCUGCCGACCGUGAGCGCGACGAGUACAUGGCCAAGUACGAAGAGAAGUGCCGCGAAAUGGAACGCUUCGAAGAGUCUGCCAGCAGCGUGUACCAUGCGAGCAGCGGUGGAGCUCGUGGCGGCGCAAAGUCGAUGACCUCCAGGGUAGUGUCGAGUGGAACUACGAUCCACAACCAUGGUGCAUCAGGUGGACACAGCCAUGGUCAUGGUCAUGAGCAUACUGAGGGGAAUUCUAUCUUCUCCCAUUAGCUGCUGUGAAGUUGAGCGACUGGGGUUCUGUUGCUGGACGGGCUGGCGCAUGAGGAGCGAAGAGAUUAGGAAACGGAAGAGCAUUUUUGAGACGAGCAGGCCGGGUACGGCGGAGACAGUGAAAAACGGAUGACUGUUGAUCGUUAGCGGUGGCUAAAAAAGUUCGUGCUGGGAACACGGUAGUAAUGAUGUUUACAUAUGACUAUUACCUUUUGAGUUGCAUGCAAAAUCUGCCUUGGAGGUAGGCACAUGAUUUUACAUUGAUGGUCUGAUACAGCGUGUAUUGAUGUCUCUUCUAGAGCACAUAACAACCGUCAACUUCGUAGUAGAGACUUGACUAGUGAUAGUAGGAAACCAGACCGGAAAUAUCACUCAUUAGGUAAUAUGUGGCCUGUUCAGCCUAUUAGUAACCACUCAAACGACUGGAAACA
Messenger RNA from Alternaria alternata, 2711 nucleotides. RefSeq lists its product as hypothetical. The record is from RefSeq and is a predicted model, not a curated record. The transcript has a single exon. NCBI's taxonomy places the organism in Eukaryota, Fungi, Ascomycota, Dothideomycetes, Pleosporales, Pleosporaceae. The coding region runs from base 316 to 2280 and encodes 654 amino acids.